Messenger RNA from Xyrauchen texanus (razorback sucker), 3520 nucleotides. Its product is annotated as fibronectin type III domain-containing protein 7-like. The transcript is spliced from 14 exons. The coding region runs from base 28 to 3309 and encodes 1093 amino acids. The record is from RefSeq and is a predicted model, not a curated record. Gene Ontology annotation, molecular function: protein binding. Lineage: Eukaryota; Metazoa; Chordata; Actinopteri; Cypriniformes; Catostomidae.
ACUUGUGGACAAACAUACAGUGUUACCAUGGUGUCAUAUGAUGGAGAGUGCCACAGCACACGUGGACCUGCCCUGGAAGUGCCAUCAGUACCCUGUCCACCUCAAAAUGUUGAGUUAAGUUGGCUGUGUUCUUCAAAUGCUGCAUUUGUGCAGUGGAAUAAUGGUUCAGGGGCGGAGUCAUAUGUAGUGCAUGCCAUUAGCACAGAAGGCGACUUGACAGGAUGUGACACCACAAAUACUUCCUGUGUUGUGCCUUACCUCAUAUGUGGCUCCGAGUACACCGUCAGUGUGGUAGCCGUUGGCCACCACUGUAAUGUGUCCAAGAGUACAAUCACAGGACUGCAUUCAGUGCCAUGUGUACCUGACCAGCUGCAGGCAAACCUCAGCUGUGGAUCAGGUGUGGCUGAUGUCUCCUGGCAUCCUAGCAAAGGAGCCGUCUUUUACACUGCUGUCGCUCAGGGCUACGGGGGCUUUGCAUCAUCAUGUAACAGCAACAGCAGUACAUGCAAGUUCACUAAGCUACUGUGUGGACUCACCUACAGCAUCAGUGUGACUGCCUCAAACAAUGUGUGUACCAGUGAUAACAGUUAUAGCAUAUGGCUGGACACAGUUCCAUGUGAACCACAAGGAAUCAUUGCUAAAAUGGAGUGUGGAAGCCACACAGGUGUAGUGUCCUGGGAACCAGGAGAGAAAGGUGUGUCUUACCUGGUGCAAGCAUCCAGUCCAGAUGGACACCAAACAAAUUGUGAUAGUCCGGCCACCAGCUGCAGAUUACCCAACUUGUAUUGUGGUCAAGCCUACAACCUCACAGUCACCAGCCAGAACAGAGACUGUGACAGCCAAAGAGCCUUUUCAAAAUUACACUCUGUGCCCUGUGCCCCAACCAAUGUGCAGGCAUCUCUCAUAUGCCUGUCUAACUCUGCGGCUGUGACGUGGCAGAGUGCCUCAGGAGCGCUGUCCUACCAGGCUGAGGGCAUUACAGUAGAUGGAAACCAUACUGCCUACUGCAACAGCAGCGUGACCCACUGUAACCUGGAGCAUCUUCUUUGUGGACAGACCUACAAUGUGUCUGUGCUGUCUGCGGACAAUACGUGCCGCAGCGAGGAGCGUGCGUUUACACAAGUGAAGACUGCACUCUGUCCUCCUCAGACUGUUGAUGUUCGGGUGAACUGCUCUGCUGGUGUCAUAACUGUCACAUGGGAAGCCAAUCCGGAUCCAGAAUCGUUCCAUGUGAAGGCAGUGACCACUGAAGGAGUUGUCCUGUCCUGUGAAUCCACAGGCACUAGCUGUUCCAUCAGUAGCUUGCCAUGUGGCCGGUCAUAUUCCGUUACUGUGACAGCUGUCAGGGGCGGCUGUGAGAGUCAGCCCAGUACUGUUGUUAAAGCCUCCUCAGCUCCAUGUGUUCCUCUGGGAGAGACAGGAAACCUGGACUGUAUUACCAACUCAGCCUUGGUGUCAUGGUUAGAAGCAGAGGGAGCGGAGUCUUACUCUGUGCUGGCUGUGGAUGUGAGCGGAGAUAACUCCAGCUGCUCAACUACAGGACUGCACUGUAACGUCCCCAACCUGCGGUGUGGAGGCUUGUACACCUUCCAUGUCACUGCAGUGAACUCAUUCUGCAGAAGCAGACCCAGCAACACCUUCCAAAUUCAGACAGCUCCGUGUGCCUUCACAUCCAUCACUGCACACAUGGACUGUUACAGUAGCCAUAUAACAGUCGGCUGGCAGCUGAACGAAGGCGUUUCCAUCUACGUGGCCACAGCAGAAGGUCAGGACCUCGGCAUCCUGGAAUGCAACAGCACAGGCAAUUCCUGUGACCUCACUGGAGUACGGUGUGGAAUGGAGUACACUAUUAUAGUGUCCGCCUCCUCCGACAAAUGCAGCAGCCAGCGAAGUCCCCCUUACAAAAUUAACACAGCACCUUGUGUUCCUCAAAAUGUGUCUGUGAAGCCGGUUUGUGAAACAAAUGGCCUGCAGGCAUCAUGGUCCAACUCUCUGGUUGCCGAGUCAUACUUUCUCAUGGCCAGGGGUAGAGACGGGGACAUCCACACUUGCAGAAGCAUUGUGAACAACUGCACCCUGCCCCACCUGCACUGUGGACAGACUUAUAACGUUAGUGUAACAGCUUCAGCUGGAAACUGCACCAGCCUUGCCAGUCAGCAGAUUGCCUUCCACACGGUGCCCUGUGAACCUCAGAAUCUGAGUGUAGCGGUGCAGUGUGAUACCAGGACAGCAACACUCUCAUGGACAGAGAGUCAGGGAACACGACAGUACUUUACACAGGCUCAAACCAAGGAGGGGAACACACUUCACUGUGACACCACAAAUACUUCCUGUAGCAUCCGUGGAUUGACCUGUGGGACAGUGUAUAACUUCAGUGCACAGGCAACAGAUGGCACAUGCAACAGCUCCAUCAGUGUGCCAGUCCAGCAGGGCGCAGUCCCGUGUCCACCUGGUACUGUGAAAGUGAAGACUCAUCUUUUGGGUGAUGCCACUCUGAUCAGGGUUUCCUGGAGUUCUGUGGACUGUCCUAAUGUAACGUACCUGGUGCAGGUGAUUGGCCGUAUCCAGGACGACCCACAGUCUGUUUUGGACGUGUCAUCUUACUGGACAAAUAGAAAUUACUUUGAGUUCCCUGUGCCCUGUAGCACCUCCUACAAUCUGACAGUUCGAGCACAAAACUCAGCUGGAAUCAGCAAACCAUCUCCAGCCAUUACUGGUGUUACAGUUCCCUGUCCUCCACUAGAUGUCACCUACACGGGUGAUAACUCCUCAGCAACAGUGGCAUGGAAGUCCUCAGCUCUUACCACAGGAUACACCAUAUACCAGCUCUUCUCUGAGGGCAGAGUGGCUGUUUGCAGCACUACAAACCUCAACUGUCAGGCCUCUGGGCUGCAGGGCUCCAGUACUGGCGUGACAGCCAGGAACAGUGCAGGAGAGAGCAUUGCCUCUAUAGUGAUUACUGGCCAAACCUCCAACCGUCGAAGGAGAGACUUGAGAGCAGCUGAAAUAUUUGCAGGAAUGACCUCUGACCAGCUUUCAGUGCCUGAGGUGAAGGCUGCUAGUGUUGUGGGGCUGUCACUGCAGGUUGAGUGGUCUCCAGUAAUGGGGGCAAGUUACUACACACUGAUUGUGAGAGAGGACACGCUGUCUGGCACUAUGAAAGAGGUUCUGUCAGUCUAUGAUGAGAUUGCUACUGUUACUGACCUAAAACCUGCCACACGCUACUGUGUCGUCCUGUCUGCCAAAACCUCCAUCACUCAGAGUGCUUAUUCCCAACCUGUGUGUGUCACCACUGGAGUCUCUGAGUAAACUGGCUUCCUCCAGGAUGGACUUUAAAGCAAUGUAGAUAAACAACCAUUAGAUGCUGUUUAUAAAUCUGAACUAGAAUCUUCUCUUUCUAAUAUUACUUUUUUGAUCACUACUGGAUAAAACAAUCAGCAGAGAAUCUAAACAAUUACAAUGAAAAGCCUUGUGACUGAUCACCUCUUUAACUAAUCAUUUAUAAUGAAUAUAAUCAAAA